Molecule: messenger RNA, 273 nt
Organism: Postia placenta MAD-698-R-SB12
Lineage: Eukaryota; Fungi; Basidiomycota; Agaricomycetes; Polyporales; Adustoporiaceae
Exons: 2
Coding region: 1-273 (90 amino acids)
Source: RefSeq, a predicted model, not a curated record
AUGCUCAUCCCGGAGGAAUGGAUUUUAGACCCUCUGAUUCAGCUGUUCGGCAUUGGCCCUAGCGGCCCAGAGAAAGGCUCGAUCGCGGCGUGGGCUCAGCGUACCUUCUUCGGAGCCGAGGUGAAGGCCGGAAGCUGGUUUUCCUUGCUUCAAAGUGCGGGAAUGAAGCCUGGUGCACCCGCUACAAAGGGCGUUCUAGUAAAUAUCCUAGGUGCAAUUGGUGCACUAGGUUCCACCGUCACGGGCAUCAUCGAUCACUGGAAGCAUGAGUAG